GCACUGGAGCAAGGAAGAUACAACCAAUACCCAAAUCACAGUGAGGGCAACGGAUGGGCUGAGACUGAUUGUAGCUUACCCCGUCCACCAUUUAAUUAAAAUAUAUCGGGUAUUUGUACUUUUCCAUCCAAUGGAUGCAGCGGUGAUGAACCCCCAGAUAAUGACGGAUGUCAACGGCAACAGCAAUGCCGUGAACGCCGAACUGGAGGUGAAAAAGCUCCAAGAGCUGGUUCGGAAAUUGGAGCGGCAAAAUGAGCAACUGAGGACGCGGGCGAACGGCUGCACUGGCAGCCCCCACAUUCUACCUCCCUCCCCGGCCUAUAUGGCCGGGAGCUACUGCACACCUAGUCCGUUACCGACACUACUGUGCCAGUCUUCCUUGGGGUCAUUUUUCCCGUCGGACAAACCGUUCGAAUAUUUACAUUCGCAUUAUGCCGCUGCUGAUGCUGCUCUAGAGGCGGAGGUUGAUUAUACGGAACCCACGGUUCUGGAUGAGGUGGACAUUCUGGACCUAGAUUCUAUAUUCUCUCAUGAGGAAUCUGAAGAUACCUGGUAACUAUUUCACAUUGUCCAAUGGUUUGUAUAAUGUGGUUGACAGGUGGCACAUUUAAUCUGACAGAUUUCUUUGAAACUUGCAGUCCUUAUUUGCAUAUGACAGUUGAUAUGUCAUAUACGAUGGUGAUGCAGUGUUUUGUUUAUGUUAUAGGAUAUAUGACUGUGUUACUCUAGUAGAAGUAGGCCUAUGGAAUAUAAUUCUGCACCUGCAAAUGAGAACCAAAUCGUAGUAGGAAUGAUAUACGACAACAAAGCCACACCUUCGAAGCUAAUUGGAUAGAAAGAUCGAGCGGACACUUGUUACAAUGUCAUUCGAUUUUUCUUUAGCAAACACAAAAUAUCGAUUUGUUGCAAUGAUCAUCGUCAACGAUUACGAUUGAGCAGGCAGCCACUGUGCUCUAUGAACAUGUGCCUGUUGAAAUGGAGGCUAGACUGCAUCAGUCUGAGACAGGUUGACUUGGGGGGAGGACUGGACACAAAGUGCUAUUGUUUUAGUGGUAAAACGUAUGCAUAAGAAUACCCGCAGAUAAAAGGCGACAUUCUACUUUUGACUCAUUCUUUAUUAUCUCAUAUCCAGUAUAGUGGCCAAAACCAAUUUUGAACUGGAGUCAGAAUUGGCUGCUCCACACUGUGCGCUCCACGAUUUUAGCGCCACAGUUUGCACUUGUUGGCUACAAUCAAUAUGAUUCUAUUCUCAGGUCCUAAGUGAGGUUUUGGCUUGAUGUCAAUUUUUUGGAUCACAGUAAAACGGGUAAACGUAUCUCUGAACCGAAACAAAUGUCUUCCCUGUAGACGGUAGGGGUUGAUAUGGGACUAUAGGGCAGUGAAAUUCUCUUCUUUCUCCUCUGGCUCUCUCAUCCUGUCUUCCCUGCAGGCUGUAUGUGUCAGCCAAGGCCCGGCUGUCGGGGGAGAGCCCUGUUACCACCCUCCAGUGGAGCAGACAGGUCCUGGACAGUCCCAGAGCAGAGGUGGAGUCUGCCCGCUCACUGUGCCUCAGGUUGGACCAAGGUAUGAGGAGGGGUGGAACCUAGGGACCAAAAAAGGAUGGAUGGAUGGAUGGCUAUAUAAUGGACCAUGGUUUUCUGUCAACCUGACAAAAUGUCUGGUUUUCAAAGACUUUCUUUCAACAGAUGGUUAUGAUUGUACUUUACUGUGUGGGUGGGUACGUGUGUGUAUACGUGCGUGCGCGCUUGCAUGUGUGUGUGUGCAUUGGUCUCAUCAAGUUUAAUAAUGAUAAACAGAUCAUUAUAAUCCACGUGAGAUCACACCUCUAUCUCGUUACCAUAACGAGGAAACUGCUGAGUGUGCAGAACAGAUAAGAUUAGUACGUACAACAAAUCUAACGUUGGGCCUUUUGCACAAACACAAUAGCACAUCAGUUUGACAACUGAGAAAAGCAGUAGUGAUUGUUGUAAGUAAAGUGAGUUACUCAGCCUUCAUGUUAUGAGUUCAAUUGUUAUGAGACAAUUCCUCUGCAUGUGUGUGAUUGAAGCAUGUUGUUGAAUUCACUGGAGGUGAGGGAGGAGGUUAGCACUCUGAGGCAUAGAGCUCAGUAUGAAACAGGUCCUCAAAUCUCUCAGGAUUAGGUAACCAGGCUACUCCAGACUAUUUUGGACUCAGAGGUAAAAGUACAUCACCUUGCCAGACAGUCACUAGUCACAUACAGUACUGGCUACAUUAAACUACACACAGUACUGGCUACAUUAAACUAUAUACAGUACUGGCUACAUUAAACUACACACAGUAAUGGCUACAUUAAACUACACACAGUACUGGCUACAUUAAACUACAUACAGUGGUCACGCACAAGCAGAGUCACUCCUGAAAAGACAGCAGUAUACAAACCUACAGACUCACACAUUGGUACCAUGGUUAUGACAGUGCAGGGGCGCAACUUUCACGGGGGACGGGGGGACGGGGACGGGACAUCAAAUUGCAUUUUUGUCCGUCCCCCUAGUUUUAUCAUUGGAAUGUGAUACAAAACGAGGCAAAGGUGUGCUUUAGGACCAUGCGGACGCCUCCGAGUGGUCGGGUAGGCUGUUUGGAGUGUUUAUCCGACUGGAUAAAAAAAUAUAUACAGUUGAAGUCGGAAGUUUACAUACACCUUAGCCAAAUACAUUUAAACUCAGUUUUUCACAAUUGCUGACAUUUAAUCCUAGUAAAAAUUCCCUGUCUUAGGUCAGUUAGGAUCACCACUUUAUUUUAAGAAUGUGAUAUGUCAGAAUAAUUGUAGAGAGCGAUUUAUUUCAGCUUUUAUUUCUUUCAUCACAUUCCCAGUGGGUCAGACAUUUACAUACACUCAAUUAGUAUUUGGUAGCAUUGCCUUUAAAUUGUUUCACUUGGGUCAAACGUUUCGUGUAGCCUUCCACAAGCUUCCCACAAUAAGUUGGGUGAGUGAAUUUUGGCCCAUGUCUCCUGACAGAGUUGGUGUAACUGAGUCAGGAUUGUAGGCCUUCUUGCUCGCACACGCUUUUUCAGUUCUGCCCACACAUUUUCUAUAGGAUUGAGGUCAGGGCUUUGUGAUGGCCACUCCAAUACCUUGACUUUGUUGUCCUUAAGCCAUUUUGCCACAACUUUGGAAGUAUGCUUGGGGUCAUUGUCCAUUUGGAAGACCCAUUUGCGACCAAGCUUUAACUUCCUGACUGAUGUCUUGAGAUGUUGCUUCAAUAUAUCCACAUAAUUUUCCUUCCUCAUGAUGCCAUCUAUUUAGUGAAGGGCACCAAUCCCUCCUGCAGCAAAGCACCCCCACAGCAUGAUGCUGCCACCCCCGUGCUUCACAAUUGGGAUGGUGUUCUUCGGCUUGCAAGCCACCUCCUUUUUCCUCCAAACAUAACGAUGGUCAUUAUGGCCAAACAGUUCUAUUUUUGUUUCAUCAGACCAGAGGACAUUUCUCCAAAAAGUACGAUCUUUGUCCCUAUGUGCAGUUGCAAACUGUAGUCUGGCUUUUUUAUUGCGGUUUUGGAGCAGUGGCUUCUUCCUUGCUGAGCGGCCUUUCAGGUUAUGUCGAUAUAGGACUCGUUUUACUGUGGAUAUAAAUACUUUUGUACCUGUUUCCUCCAGCGUCUUCACAAGGUCCUUUGCUGUUAUUCUGGGAUUGAUUUGCACUUUUCGCACCAAAGUACGUUCAUCUCUAGGAGACAGAAAGCGUCUCCUUCCUGAGCGGUAUGACAGAGGCGUGAUCCCAUGGUGUUUAUACUUGCGUACUAUUGUUUGUACAGAUGAACGUGGUACCUUCAGGUGUUUGGAAAUUGCUCCCAAGGAUGAACCAGACUUGUGGAGGUCUACAAUUGUUUUUCUGAGGUCUUGGCUGAUUUCUUUUGAUUUUCCCAUGAUGUCAAGGCACUGAGUUUGAAGGUAGGCCUUGAAAUACAUCCACAGGUACACCUCCAAUUGACUCAAAUUAUGUCAGUUAGCCUAUCAGAAGCUUCUAAAGCCAUGUCUGGAAUUUUCUAAGCUGUUUAAAGGCACAGUCAACUUAGUGUAUGUAAACGUCUGACACACUGGAAUUGUGAUACAGUGAAUUAUAAGUGAAAUAAUCUGUCUGUAAACAAAUGUUAGAAAAAUGUCCUAACCGACUUGCCAAAAGUAUAGUUUGUUAAAAAGAAAUUUGUGGAGUGGUUGAAAAAUGAGUUUUAAUGACUCCAGCCUAAGUGUAUGUAAACUUCCGACUUCAACUGUAUAUAUUAUGUACCCCCCACUUCUAAAACCAAAGUUGCGCCCCUGUGACAGUGAGUGCAUUAAUUUCACCUGGUUAGGUGAUGGAGAUCACAUUCUAAUUCACAGCAUCUACCUGGAGAAGGGUUGCAGUGGAGAGGUGACAGGGUUGAAUGGUAAUGAAUGGGUGGCCGUGAAGUGAAGGUAUGCGUGGCCAACUGGGGGAAUUUAGCCUUCACACCAGGGUUAAGGCCUCUACUCUUGUGAGACAUUCCAUGGUGUCUAAUGACCACUGAGAGUGGUGAGUGGACCUUAGGUUAAUGUCUGAGAAGAGGCUGUCGUGUGAAACAGGACAGUGGAAGAGUGAAUGGAUGUGAUGUGACGGCUCCCACGGUCUUAGCUGAAGGUAAUGUAUUAAUACAGCUUAAGUCCACUAAGCUCUUAAUGAGAGGUGAAGCACUGGCCGCAACUGUCUCCCAGCGUGUGUUGUGCCAUGCGUCACUUUCAACAGCUGAGAAUAAGCACACACGUCAGCUUAAUUGUAUUUGUUUUUACUAUUAUCUAUUUGAAAAGUAUCAAAUGUAUUAUGUUUUUACACAUUAGAUCUAAUUUGACUUGGCGUUCAUAUUAUAUACUUGUCAUGCAACAGCUUAUCGUUGCAUCAGUGAAGCUGCCUUUGCAUCAGUGUAUUACAGGUAACUGACAAAAUAAAGGGAACAACAACAUAGUGUAAUACUUAACAAAUAUACUUUGUAUCCCUCAAAUACUCAAGUGUUUCCUUUAUUCUGGCAGUUACAUGUAUCUUAAUACAAUGUAUUGCUGUAAGAAUCUCUACUAGAAGCCCAUGUAUUAAUUCCACAGUAGCUGUAACUGCAGGAAAAGCCUUCCACUGCUUUCACACUUGGCCUACUAUCUGCCUGUUGCUACGUUCACAGGGCCUCCCUCGGCAACCAGAGGGGUAACCAUGGUUACCGUGUUUACAUGAAAGGCACCUUCCCUCGAUGCUGCUAAGUGGUUUAUAUUCUCAGUGACCGGUAUAGCAUAACCCCAUUCUAUCUGUGGUGCAGGGAUAUAUGCAGCGCUGCGUUGAGCAGCUCACAGUCGCACCACCACACAGAGGGAAAGAGAGAGACACUUUUAUUUCUCAGCUCUGCAACAUUUAUUAUUAAUUCUUCUGUCUGUCUUUGUUCUUUGAUCCACCAUGUGUCCUCUAGAUGGAUUGCUGGGAUAUUUACUUAGCGAAUGUUCAUUCCUGUAGGUCUCCUCUCUAUGAAUAUAUAUCAGAUGGUGUGUGUGUGUGUGCAGUGUGUGUGGUCGCUGCUCUGUCCCUGGUCCUGGCCUGUGCUGAAUGGGUGUGUUGAGCAGUGUGUGUGUGUGUGUGUGAGGGUUGUGAAUGCAGCUUUGUCUCCUGGGCAUUGGACAGCAGAUGUGUUCCCUGGCUGCUGCUGAAUAGUGGUUCUGUGACAGUCACAGCAGUGUGACGCGCUGGCUAUGAGGUAAACAACCGCUUCACACUGCUGACCUCUGUUCCUUGUGAGGGGCCCGGAAAGCACUGACAGCUGUGUGUGUGUUUGUGUGUUUGUGUGUGUUUGGGGGUGGUCUGAUACAAUACAGUAUGACAUUGCCUUACUUUAUCCCUCCCUUAUCCUCCUCCUCCUCCUCCUCCCUCCCAUGCGUAGUCCAUAGGUGGCGGGGGGUCUUCUCCAGCCCCUCGUCCCCUGCCCUCCCCCUGAGACGUGUAGCUGGAGUGUCCCCCCUCAGUGCCUCGUUCUCCAGGUCCUGCUCCACCCCUCCGUCCGCUGACAGACCUGGUAAAUACACACACAGAUUACUAUGUGAUAUGGGGACAGAUUACCAUAAUAUUACCAUAUGACAUUAGUAGGACUAGGAGUUUUUCAACCUUGCAACCUGAUCAGGAAAAACUCUUGUCCCUAUUGAGGAGGAAACCUUUGGGCCCUAUUGAGCAGAACAUCUCAGGGCCCUAUUGAGCACAACAAUUCUGGGCCCUACUGAGCAGAAACUCAACUUUUCCUGAUCAGUUCACCAGCCGAGGAAAAACCCUGGUCCUUAGACAUGAGGGAUACUCUAUCCAUGAUUACUUCUCGAACAUGGUAUUUCACAAUUGAAAUAAUACCACAGUCUUGAUUGGAAUAGUUUAGUCUUUUUUUCUCCAUUAAAACAACUCUCCAUGAUUCUCUCUUUCUCUCCCCGUUAUCCUGUCUCCUUCCCCUCCCUUUCUUUCUCCCGCCGUCAGCCUCAUUCUCCUCACCCCUCCAUCCUCUCCUCCACCUGUCUCUGUCUCCUGUUGGGAAGGCUGAGAGAAUUCCCACAUUCCUCCCAGCCAAUCACUCAGCCAAUCGCAGUAAGCCUUGCUCGCUCCCCCGCUGGCCCAUGUUGUCUCAGUCUCUCUCAUAGUGUCAUGUCAAGGUUUGCAUCUCAAUAGUCUGUCUGAAAGAGCUUCCUCUCCUUGUCUCCUCUCCUUCAUUCCUGCUGAUGUUAGAGAUAUGGACAGGUGAAAGCACUUACGUUUCACCUACCUUGGCUGUCUUGUCAGAUCAGAACAGAGGCGGACACAAGUGGAGGAGAGGAAGCCACUAUAGACUAUUGAGAAGCCCCCACGGUCAUCAUUCAUCAUUUAUCAUGGCAAGAGAAGGAGUGUUUCAGUGUGUGUUCAGUUUCUGCUGCUUCAGGUGUUUGCCAUGUGAAGUUCAACAUAGUGGGAUGGUGAGGGGACAGACUUGAGUGGAAUAGUCCCUUUGGUGAUGGAAGCACUAAAUAUCACACAGCUAGGGCGAGCCUGUGGGACCUGUCUGGCGGCCAUAAUGGAAAAUGGCCAUGGGGGCUUGGUGUGGCCAUAAACACAAUAUGGCCUAUUCUAGCUUUGUCUGUGAGUUGUGGUGCUUCUAUCACCAAAGGCACAAUUCCAUGACGUGGCCUCCCCACUAACAGUGACUCGGCAAUGUUUCUUAAAGGGAGAGUGAUGUUUUUGUGGCUUUUUUUGCUGCCAGUGUACCUCUAUCUAAACAAAUCUUGCUUUUCAUCAUGUCAGUGUUCUUUGUGUUCGUUGUUAAUGUAAAAUCUCUGCAGUGUCAUUUGUCUCUGAUCUAACCUCUGACCCCCGGACUGUGUUGUUGUGUCCUGAAGGCCGCAGCCUCCGGCGAUUCCUCCUCAGCCCCCAGUCUUCCGUAGACAGUGAGCUCAGUGCCUCAGAGCUGGAGGAUGACUCCAUCACCCAGGGAUACAAGCUACAGGACCUUGUUGACGUCCAAGUCAUGGCUCGUCUGCAGGAGGACAGUGAGUCCCUCACCCUUAUAAUAACUGCUUUGGUGUUGUCACAUAGCUGUCACUAUAUGGUGUUUUACAUAGUAAGAGGUGAAUUUCCCUCCUUACUAUGUAAAAGGGUUUGAGCAUCUAUAGGUGGAAAAUGCUUUAUAUAUCAGAACUAUUAUUAUUAACUAUUGAGCAGGUGACCUGAAAGGGAAUAACUCUGGGCCCCAAGGUUAAAAGUAGGGCCCAGAGUUGUUCAUGGUCAGGUCAUGUGGUUUUGGAUUCCUGGCCCUAUUCUUGCCCUUUAUUGUUCCUCUUUCUCAAUGUCUCUCUUUGUCUCUCUUUGUGUCUCUCUCUCUCUCUCUCUGUCUCUCUUUACUUAUCUUCUUCUGUCCUUCUCUCCCUUCUAACACUGUAACAUGUGAUACUAGACCUCAGACUUCAUCCAGGCUUUAUUAACCUUAACCUCAGGCACAGAAGGUGACGACUGAUUGUGUGUGUGAUUGUUUGUGUGUUUGUGCGCUUGUCCGUAUUUCCCCCUCCUUCAGGUCUUCGUCAGGACUAUGCCACCAACUCCAUCAACCGCCGCAGCGCCAGCUUCUCCUUCCUCUCCCUUCAGCACAGCGGCGAGGCCGACCUGGACGAGGAAGAGGAGGAGGAAGAGUACGGGCAGCUACCUCCUCCCCAGCCCCGCUUGACCCGUGUGGGACCCACCCUGCAGCGAGGCCUCCCCCACUCCCACACCUUCUCCAGCAUACGGGACUGGAGGAGGAGCACCACCAGUCUCUCCAGCCCUUCCACCCCUCAGUACCCCUCUGGAGGAUUCUCCUAUCAGCCACCACCCCAACCCCAGGCCCUGGCCAGCCCCACACUCAGCACCUACACACCCGACCAGCAGGGCUUCAGACCAGGAUCAGGUGAGCAGGCCUGGCCCAUGCAGGUACUUGGGUUGCGUUCAUUAGGGAAAAUGACAAUGAAGACGUUUUUAUUGGACAGCUUCAGGUUGUACUGGACUCCUCCAUUUUUUUUCAAACGUUUUCUCCUGUUCGGUGUCUAUUGCACGCAACCCUGGCCCUCUGCUUAAAGUUAUGAAAUCUCACACUUUCUAAUAAGAAUUAUUGCUUUGCAAGACUCUCCUCUAAUAAUAAUGUUUGUGUGUUUAUCUAUGUGUGUUUAUGUUCGCUAUGUAUUUUGGGGAUCACAUUUGGAAUGCAGAUGAAUAUGAGAGUACGUUUUUCAAACAAGCCUUUUUGUGUUGUCUUGGUGGCACAUUUGCAUAUCAACAAAGUACAAUAUUAGUAGGGCUACAAACGGAGCACUAUGACAAGAAUUAUGACACACGGCAUGAUGGCCCUCUUAUGAAAUAAUUAUACUAAUCUAUUUAUAGGUUUGUGUUCAACUUGUCAUCGUUUAUGUUAAUGUGGAAACAGGUCAUUUUAAGGUCACCCACUAAUUAAUCACUAGGUAGUUCCUUGCCUGUUGACCGUACUGGCAGACUACCAGUGACGUGCUAACUGUAAGCCUCUUGUGACACUGACUGUUCCCUAAGCUCUUGGAGGGUAUUCUGUUUCUGUUCUGGGAGCUAAACAGGAGUGGGACACUGAAUAGAGAGUGGUGAGAUUACAGGAGAUGUUUAUCUUUGGGGGCUCUUAAAGAGAGUAGUAAGAGUGACACUUAUUCUUCUUAAAGAGAGAGGACUCUAUGUAGAAUGUGAGAUGAUACAAUCUUAGUCAUCUGGAUCUGUGGCCUUGAAUUCAUAGAGGAAUUUGUGUGUGUGUGUGUGUGUGUUCAUUCUAUUUAGAUAAGCUGCGGAGGAGCAUGCCCAACCUGUUCAGGGCUCCCAGCAUGCCUAGCGUGCCUAGCCCACUGAGCCCAGCCAAUCACAUCAGCUCCCCUUCCACUCUUCGGAACAGUCUGAGUUUCGACUCGUCCAAUGGGCUGGCCAGCAGGCUACAGUCCUCCAGUGAGAUACCCUCCUCUUCUUUGUUUUAGCUCUGACCACACACAUACUAUAAAACUGCAGGGCUUGAUUGACUUGCCAGAAUUCAUCAAAUUGAAAAUGAUAAUUCUAAGUAGGUAGUCCAUAGAUUAUACAGUAGAUCUGAGGAAAACAUGAAUAUUAUAAUAAUCCAUGUUCCUCUCCCCACUAGUCCCUUCACCCGGUCAGCUGCAGAACAGAGUCCAGAGUGUGGGGAACUUCCAGUCGUUGUCGCGGCAACCCCUCAAAGCCACAGCCUACGUCAGCCCCACUGUGAAAGGGCCAGUUACCAUGCCGACCUCCACCAGUCUGCAGUCCCUCAGCGGCAUCAGUGGGAUCCCCCUCCCUAGUAAACCAGCCGGGGGGGUUGGGGGCACUCCUACACCCCCCCGGAGUAGCCUGCCCCGCCCCGCCUCCUUUAUCGGGACCAGCUCCACCCCUCGAAGCAAGAUCGCCCAACCCGCACGCAGGUAGGCUACUGUUGGACACUAGGGGAGCACCAACAAGCUCAAAACUAGGUUCUUAUUGUCUGGGAUCGUCAUUUAUUCCUUAUUUUUCAUCUCAAUCUGAUCUUAUUUCCCCCAGUUUAUUGACGCCUCCUAAGAGCUUGUCCACCCUGAGUGCCCUACAAGACAGGAGCUGGAGAGAUGGCUGCUACUGAGAGAUGGAUGAAUGGAGACAUGAAUGGAGAGAUGGGAUCCAGAGAAGAAGAAGAGCUGGCAAUGUAGAAAGACCCUGCUGGUUGGGGUCACUCACUGCCACACAAAGUGUUCUUGGGGAAUUGAGAAGGCAGGUCAACCAAACUAUAGGGAAUAACAACCUUGUGUAGAACACCCUCAUGAUUGGGUAUGUGAGGUGUGCUCAGCGCUCAAAAAGUAAAACAUGCAUUCUCCACCUGUCCAAUUUGGUCUGUGCCAAGGGGAAUCCCCCCGUUGAUAUUAUGCACUAACAAGUUUUAACCACAGGCUCUAUGGUUACAUUGAUGUCCUAAAGAAAGAGCUGCCACUUUAUGCUAAUUAAGCCACAGAAUUAGUUUUUUUUACUUUGGAACUGAUAAAUAAAAGGUGUAUUUUCUCUUAAUGGAGAUACUGCUAAAACAAAAUCAAAAUCACUCCCUAUUGUCUGGGUGUAUUUGGUCAAAUUUUUACAUGGCAAGGUAUAUUAAAAUAAAUAUAUAUGUAGUAUUUAUUAUCUUAUGAUUAGUGUACAGACUAAAGUUAACUUUCAGUGUGCAUUGUUGGGAUGCUGAUCGUAUUGAUGCAAUAUUCUUCUUGAAUUUUUUUAUGUGAAGCAUAUUAACCAAAUUAAAGCUAAUGUCUGAAUUUGUUUACAAAAUGUCUCACCAAGACAGGGAAAUGACUUCAAGUUGUGUUUUGGACACUUUUUAAACUAUAAAGAUUCACUGGUGUAUCUAUGAAAUAUUUGUAAUUGUUGCACUGAUUGUACAAGUGUGAAUUGAAAUCUAAGUGUUUUUGUUCAUUUUAUUUGUGAUAUUGCACUUUUAUGGUUAAUUAUACUUUUGUUGAUGAGGAGCACGGUAGAUGUUUUGUCUUUUGGGAUGAAGGAUUUCUUUUAAAAGAUCAUUUAUGUAUAAUACUCUCACAUUCUGUUUUUGUUUCAGUUUAAAAAAGCAGGUUAGUAUUCACAGCACGUCUCACCAACUCUUUCUCCAAAACACUUUUUUUUACUGUAUUUAAUUGAAUGAGUGUAUUUGUUUUAAAAACCGAACUAAAAUAAAAUAUUUUUAAAUUAUUACAUUUUUUGUUGAUUAUUUGAACCUCUUCUACUGUUAUUCUGAUAUUCAACAUUCUGUCUCUAGAGUUAGUAGGCUACUGGCUAUUUCCACAGGUGAAGUUCUUACAUUUUCGCUAGGUUUGUCAGAUUGAUUGUAUUCAGGUUCAUUAUCAAAGGACAUGUAAUGCUUUCUGUUUUAAGCCUAUCCCAAACAUUAACCAUUCACAGUUAAUGCCUAACUUUAAAAAUGUGGAGUUAAUGCCUAAACAUAACCUUAAUCACUUUGAAAUUUGAAGUUCGAGAAACAUGGAUGAACGUCUAAUUAUAAUGUGAGACCGAGAGCUAGUUGCAGCAUUACUAGAGUAGAGUAGCCUACAUCUGAUAGAAUACUCUAUUUGGCAGUUCGCAUUAGUGAACAGUCAAUGCCACAGGCUUGUAUAUACGGUACCUGUAGGCCUACUGUUCAAGGUUUUAAUAAAACAAGCGUUCCCAUACCGGGAGUCGAACCCGGGCCGCCUGGGUGAAAACCAGGAAUCCUAACCGCUAGACCAUAUGGGAGGUCUGAAAAGCUGAAGGUCGAAAGAUCUAGCAGUAAUACAAUAGUGAAAUCCACAGCAGUGUUUCCAAACCCUCGAGUACCCCCAACAGUACACAUUUUUGUUUUAGCCCUGGACAAAAAAAAAUAUGUACGGAGGGGGGUAUUCGAGAAGCAUGGUUGGGAAACUGCUGUAGACAACAUAAUGUUCAAUGAUGUUUUAACAAAACAGUCGUUCCCAUACCGGGAGUCGAACCCGGGCCGCCUGGGUGAAAACCAGGAAUCCUAACCGCUAGACCAUAUGGGAGGUCUUAAGCGUUGGAAGGACUAUAGACUAUUUGUUCCGUCUACACGCGACGGAUGACAUGUUUAUACUUUCUUUCAUCAUUCAAUCCAUUCUUCUCAUAUUUUUAAUAAUAAACAGCGAUUAAAACGACACUUUUAAACGACAGUGUUGUCAAAAUACAGCCAAUAAAAGCGAUAACAGUAGCGGCUACAACCAAUUUUGACCCUCAAAGACAUCCGUACCUACGUCAUCAGAAACGGACGUCGUGUUGUUGAUGGUCGAGAAAUGUUCAACAUUUUCUGCUUUUGUGUGUAGCUAGCUAGGUUGUUUAACCUUCCCUUAAUUAUAUUAUAUUGGAUCAGAAGACACAAUGUGAGUAUUUUGUUUCACGUCACACCCAUUGCAAUUUCGUUUAAGAUUUACUAAAGCGAACUAUUUAACGUUAACGUUACUGGUAUGAAAAUGUAUGCACUCACUAACUGUAAGUCGCUCUGGAUAAGAGCGUCUGCUAAAUGACUAAAAUGUAAAUGUACAUUUGUACCGGAGAGCCAAGUCUGUCCCCAAGCCAUAAGACUGCUUAACAGUUAAUCAAAUGGCUACCCGGACAAUUUCCAUUGACCCCCUUUAUUAUUUAUUUAUCUUAAUUGUUUUGCACUGACUCCCUUGCACUGGCUCUAUGCACACUCACAGAUACUACACUGACUGACACUCCAGCACACACACACACACAAAACACACACUUUCACACGUCACAUACGCUGCUGCUACUCAGUUUAUUAUAUAUCCUGAUUGCCAAGUCAUUUUUAACCCUACCCACAUAUACAUACUGUAUUACCUCAACUACCUCGUACCCCAGCACAUUGACUCGUUACUGGUAGCUACUCCUUGUAUAUAGCCUCGUUACUGGUAGCUACUCCUUGUAUAUAGCCUCGUUACUGGUAGCUACUCCUUGUAUAUAGCCUCGUUACUGGUAGCUACUCCUUGUAUAUAGCCUCGUUACUGGUAGCUACUCCUUGUAUAUAGCCUCGUUACUGGUAGCUACUCCUUGUAUAUAGCCUCGUUACUGGUAGCUACUCCUUGUAUAUAGCCUCGUUACUGGUAGCUACUCCUUGUAUAUAGCCUCGUUACUGGUAGCUACUCCUUGUAUAUAGCCUCGCUAUGGUUUGUAUUGUUAUUAUUUACUUUUUUAAAUAUAGGAAAUAUUUGUCUUACUUAUUAACUCUGCACUGUUGGGAAUGGGCUCGUAAAUAAGCAUUUCACUGUAAAGUCUACACCUGUUGUAGAACAUGACCAAAAACAUUUGAUUUAAAUAUUGUUGCAUAUAUUCAUAAGUUAACAUUAGCUAGCUAGCUAGUUCAGUUUGUACGACCAUGGUUGCUUUUUAUUCACGGUCCAAAUUUCUAUUCUGAUCAGCUUUCAAACACAUGUUUAUGAAGUUGUUUAUUUUGUUUGUAUUACUCAGGUCGGAAUAUUGGAAGUCCCAGCCAAAGAAAUUCUGCCAGUACUGCAAGUGUUGGAUAGCCGACAAUAAACCUGUGAGUGUUGAGUACAUUGUCAUGUAAUUUGUACCAGUAUGUGAAGUUAGUGUACUUAGCUGACUAGCUACCCAUUCAGGCAUGAUCAUCAUGCUAGCUAUUCAGUCUCUUUGACUAGGCCCUUCUCAUGUUGCUAACAUUGAAUGAAUGCUUACUUGUUCUUGGUGAUGUGUGUCAAAGAGAGAGUAGUCUGUUAUGUUAUGACUGCAAGAGGUUGUGGCUGAGGACAAGAUUGUAUCGUGUAUUAACCGCUGUGCUUGUUUGUUUCUCAUGCAGAGUGUUGAGUUUCAUGAAAGGGGGAAGAAUCACAAAGAAAAUGUUGCUGCCAAAAUUGCUGAGGUGAGUUGUCAUCAUUGUGUUUUGCCUUCACUCGUGAAACAUAGAAUGAUGGGUGCCUGUCCAUGUCAGGGUUGUAGCUAACAUACUGCAUAAGAUGUGGCACAAAUACAGAUGCCAUAAAUGUUGUCAAUCACCCAAGACCUUACUCUUUUCUCUCUGGGCUCUAUGUAGUCUGCUGAUAACACGUUAUUACACAGAGGUAUCAACAGGGGUCACUGUUGCAAGGGAAACUAUUGAUGCGUUGUAAACGCAGCUUGGCAUGCAUAACCCUCCUGGCUGGCAUAGUGGUGUAUUUCAGCAGAGAUAAGGUCCAGAUAUGGCACUCUCACCCCAUGCUGUCAUCUCAUUGGUGACUUGGCUGAUACUUCGGCCCCUCCUCUGUAUAGAUGCAAAAGAAGAGCAUUGACAAGGCGAAGCAGGAGGAUCGUCAGUCUAAAGAGUUUGCAACGAUGGAGGCGGCUGCACUGAAAGCAUAUGAGGAGGAUAUGAAAAGGUUGGGGAUAAAACCAUCAGGUAACUACUUAAUGAAAUGUUUUAUUGAUUUACUAACUUAAUAACUUGCCAGUCUGUUUUUAUUUGUACUAUCAAAUAAGUGAAUGUAACUUAUUACCAUUGUUUUUAUAGUUUUUUGUAUUCUUAUAUUUUAUUAUUUCUUAUUGUUGUUGUAUUGUCGAGAAGGAACCUGUCAAGCAUUUUGUUCGACAAUGUAUACCAUGCGUAUACCGUACAUACGACUAAUGAAACUUUAAGCAUUUAAAAAGUUGUUAGAACACACUCUGGAUAAGAGUGUCUGCUCAAAUGGCUAAUAUAUCAAUGUGAUUUUGUGUGUUUGCUUAGAUUCCCCAUCUCAAACCAAAGCCCAAACGCCAAGCCCAGUUCCAUCUCAUUCUCCAUCUCAACCUUCACCUCAAUCUCGAAAACAAGAAAAGAAGCAAAAGCCUGGAAAGGAGAGGAUGCCCCGAAACGAAUCAGAGAACUGGGUGGAGGGAAAGACAAGCGAAGGACUCUCAUACUACUUCAACUCUAUGACAGGAGGUAGGCAGGCAGGCUUCACACAAGGUGCUUGAGGUGCUUAAAGUACUUGUAAUUCAAGUACUGGAAUACCUUGAAAAUCUGACAUUUUCUCAAGUUGGUACUUGAAAAGUACUUGAAUUAAAAUGAGAGGAGAACAGAAAAUGAUCAAAUAUGUUAAUGUUAAAAAUAUUAGAAAAAUGUAUUUCUCUUACGAAUUCAUUUCCAGGCAGACUACCGAGUUUUAUUUCCUCAUGUGUUUCGCGCUCUGGUUGCCAGGCGAGCUCUCUCAUUCCACCCACACUGCCACUCAGCCAGGCAGGUACAGAACCGACAGAUUAGGCUCCACCAAACGUCACAUCGAUAGCUAAAAUGCUGGGCAAAUAUAGAUUUAAACCUGCCUUUUGUGCGUAUGGAAAAUGUAUGGGAUCUUUUAUUUCACCUCAUGAAACAUGGGACCAACACUUUACAUGUUGCGUUUUAUAUUUUUGUUCAGUACAGUUUACCCACCUUUUUUUACCACUACACCACUGGACCCAACCGACCUACACUGUGUAAGGUGCAAAUAAAUGGGUCAGACUUUGACAUUGCGAGCAUCAGCCCUGGAGGGGGGAAAAACACAAUGCUGCAUCCUGCGCUGGCGCAAGUUCUACAUUGUGACUUUUUGCCUCAUUCAAGGUGAUAUUCCACUUUAUCAAGCGGCAGCCGUUCACGUGCCAUUUUCCUCACACAGCCCACCUGCCCUUCUCCCGACCAGCGACUCUAAAGCUGCCAGUCAGAAGCAAGACGCUUUUUUGUAGCUAUUAAGUAGUAGAUUCCCAAAUGCCCAAUAAAAAUACAAAACAGUCAUAAAGCUGAAAUUGUGUAGUAAUGCGAAUAGGAAAUGCUCAUCACUACUCAAAUUACAUCAUCAGUCCUGACUUACCACUUACCACUUAGUAAAUAAGUGGUGAAACACGUAUCAUUGAGUAGAACUUGUAAGGUAGUGAUGAAUAGUAAGUUAGUUGAGGUUUUGGCGAUAUACUGCCAUCUGGUGGCGAAUAGAAACAAUUGCAUAAUAACAACUAUUACAAAUUGAUGAUCCUUGAAAAUAAAUAUUAGUGCUUAAAAAAGUUUUUUAAUUUGACUUACCACUGUCUGUACAAACCCUGGGUGGGCUGAAGACCACAACACCUCCCCAGGUAUCAGAGGUGACAGGUUAAAAGUCACAGACUGUGACUUUAAGAAAUGAGUUUGGAACAUACACCUAGGACCAUUCACCUUUCUCCUGAAGCAUUGUGUUUUUAUGUCUUUUCAGAAUCUCGGUGGGACAAACCAUAUGGGUUGCAGGGAAAGAGCCCACCCUCUCCACAGCCUGGUCAAACUGAGGUACACAGAACUUGUUACUUAAUUUUUCAUAAUACCUUUCAUUUCACCAGGAAGUCUCUUGUAUUUUGUUACCCAUUUGAUAUGUUUACAGUCAGUGUACUGUACAGAGGUAAAUCCUUCAAGUCCUGGAGUGAACACACUGUUUUUUUCUCUGUAGAUCUCCUUAGGUUGUGCCUGGAUGGAGGCCGUCAGUCCUGAUGGGUUUACCUACUACUACAACACAGAGACUGGAGGUCAGUCUAUAAAGACCGCUGAUGACAAGAAUUAUGUAUGUUUGACAUAAUUAUGUUUGACAUAGUUUUGAUGUUUCCCCCUCUCUUACAGAGUCCAGCUGGGAAAGACCUGCAGAUCUCCCUGCCGGUGGUGAGUCUGGGUCUGGGCCCAGUGGAGAGACAGUGGGCCCCCCAGGGGUAGAUGACCCAUCUGCCCCCCAGCCAGAACUCCUCUCUGGGGAGGACAGCUCAAACAGUGCCAAAGGAGCCGGGGAGGGAGAGGAUUCCAAACAAGUCACCAAGGUUCAGUUCAGUCCUCAAUACAACAACCCCAUUGGUAGUGAAUGGGCACAGACAAUACUAGGUAUUAGUUUAGGAUCUGAGUCAUGGUGACUGACGAUCAUUUUAUUGAUCAUUUGCUCUCCUCAGAAAAAUAAUACACCGCCUUCAGACAAGGAGGGAGAGGAUGAAGAUGGUGAUGAUGGUAAUGAUGAUGGGGGGAAGGGAGAAGGGGCCAAAGACACACCGGCAGCUGUGCCUGAGGAGAAAGAGAGGCCUACUGUUAAGAAGACCAGGAAGACCAACCCUUACGGAGCCUGGGAGCAGAUACAGGAAGAAGAAGAGCCUUAGUAAGAGACUGUUAUACUGUCAAUGUCUUCAUUUGGAUUUAACUAUGCAAUUGUUUAGAUUUCCACAACAUUUUGUUACGGUUCGCCUUGAUGAACAGGACCCUGGUGCUAGUCUGUCUCUACUUUAGCCAACUUGUUAUUGUGUGCCUUACUGAAUGCUAAGCUAAUAACUCACCUGUCUGCUCUAUAACCCCCCCCCCCCCCCCUCAAGUGAGAACGUGGACCUGCAGCUGCCCCAGGUGGAAGGUGCAGCAAGCGCCCCCGCCCCCACGGAGCUGCCGCCUGAGCCCAAACCCAAGUUUAGGGAGCGUAUCAUCACCUCUCUGGGGGACGAGGGCGGUCCCGCGUCGGGAGCCGGGGCCACGUUCAGGAAGAGGAAAGCAGAGAACGGGAAAUCCUCCAGGAGCCUGAGGCAACGAGGAGAUGAUGACUAAUACCCAGGCUAACUCAAAUAUUAACUCUCUGUUAAACAGACACAAGGCUUCAGAAACUGGGGGAUGUUGUUGGAGACUGUUAUUGUGUAAGGGGACGAUUCUAGCAGUGUCAUAUAAAUACCUGGAUACACAGGUCGGGUCCUUGAGGGCUACAGAGAACCCAAUUUAUCACCAAGAUGCCAUAAUUUCAUAAAUAAUUGUUCAGGUUGAAUUUUACCCAUCCAACUCACAGUAUAUACGCAGCUUUUGGGGUGGAGCAAUAGCCCCCACAGGACAAGCAGACGUCUGAAAGAAGCUUGAUCAGUGGCUUUGGCUGUCCUAGCUUGAAGUGUUUUCAGCUUACUCUUUACAAUUUCAUUUUUCAAUGCCUGAAGCCCCCCCCCCCCUGCUUUUUUAUUUUAGUUGAACAACAUACAGACAUGGACAAUAUCAUUUCCAGAGAUAUUUUUUUAUGCGUCUGUGAUGUAUUUUUAACUGGAUAAUUUAUGGAUGGCUCGUGAAGGACCGCUGUGAUGUUCUUAUAUUGUGGUGGUGGUUGUCAUUUUCCACAUCAUCACAAGUAAAUGCUCAGGGCUGCGUUUCCCAAAAGGAUCGUAGCACUAAAGUCAUCUUUUGUCCAUUUACUUUCAAUGGAAUGAACAUGAUCCUAGUGCUACGGUGCUUUGGGGAAACCCAGCCCGGAACCAUACUCCAGCAUUGUUGGAGUAUUCGAGAAGGAGCAUGCAGAGCAAGUUUUCUACAUUAUGAUUGAUGAAAUAUUGUACAAAUUAUGUACUUUUUUAAUGCGAGCACUUGAAUAAAUAUUCUGCUGGUGUGGACAUUCUCUCUAUGCUUCUUCC
Molecule: messenger RNA, 18376 nt
Organism: Coregonus sp. 'balchen'
Lineage: Eukaryota; Metazoa; Chordata; Actinopteri; Salmoniformes; Salmonidae
Source: the annotation of a GenBank genome assembly